GAAUACUCCAAUGAGAGACUGAAGAAGACAAAUGAGAUGCUUCGAGGUAUUAAGCUCCUUAAACUCUAUGCUUGGGAACACAUCUUUCACAGCAGUGUAGAGGAAACCAGACAAAAAGAAAUGACUAGCCUCAAGUCUUUUGCCCUUUAUACCUCCAUAUCCAUCUUUAUGAAUGCAGCAAUACCAAUUGCAGCUGUACUUAUAACAUUUGUGGUCCAUGCUCAUCUGACAAGAAAGGCUGACUUCUCCCCAUCCGUGGCAUUUGCCUCCAUCUCCCUGUUUCAUAUUCUUGUGUCUCCGUUGUUCCUGCUCUCCAGUGUGAUUAGAUCCACAGUCAAAGCAUUAGUAAGUGUGCAGAAACUGAGUGAAUUCCUGUCAAGUGAAGAAAUUGGAGAAGAGCAUGAUAAAUCUGCAGAGCUAAGAAGUGCAGAUAACCACAGCAACUACCAGGCAGUACCACUCAAAGUUGUUAACCGCAAGAGGCCUGCCAGGGAGGACUGGAACAAUUACAGCUCUCACAUGAGGAGACCCAUUAACAUCACAGAAGCGGAUGAUUUUUGUGUAAAGAUCACAAAUGGAUUUUUCACUUGGACACCUGAAGGUCCACCAGCAUUGUCCAACAUUGAUAUCCGAAUCCCUCAAGGUCAGCUAACAAUGAUUGUAGGGCAGGUUGGCUGCGGUAAGUCAUCUCUCUUGCUGGCCAUACUUGGUGAGAUGCAGAAGAUAUCUGGGAACAUAUUCUGGAGCAGCUGCACUUCUGACAGUGAGACGGGGGAAGAUGUCAGCCCAGAGAGAGAAUCUCCUGUUGACACGGAAUUCAGGAAAAGAGGAUCAGUAGCUUAUGCAUCACAGAAGCCUUGGUUGCUCAAUGCCACAGUGGAAGAGAAUAUCACAUUUGAAAGCCCUUUUAACAAACAGAGGUACAAAGCAGUAAUUGAUGCUUGUUCCCUCCAGCCUGAUAUUGACAUUCUCCCUCACGGAGACCAAACCCAGAUUGGAGAGAGGGGUAUUAAUCUGUCUGGAGGGCAGCGCCAACGUAUCAGUGUGGCAAGAGCACUUUACCAGCAGACAAAUGUUGUGUUCCUGGAUGAUCCAUUUUCUGCACUGGAUAUCCACCUAAGUGACCAUCUCAUGCAAGAAGGGAUCCUGAAAAUGCUACGGGAAGACAAGCGGACCAUUGUGCUAGUAACUCACAAGCUGCAGUACCUACCCCAUGCUGACUGGAUAAUUGCGAUGAAAGAUGGUAACAUCCAGAGAGAAGGAACACUCAAGGACAUUCAGAAAUCAGAAACUGAGCUCUUUGAACACUGGAAGACGUUAAUGAAUCGACAAGACCAAGAGCUGGAGAAGGAAACUAUUAUUGAAAGAAAAACUGUUUUUGAAAGAACAAAUCUCCGCAGGACUAUGUAUUCCCGUGAAGCUCUGCUGAAAGAUGAUGAAGAGGAUGAAGAAGAAGUAACAGAAAGUGAUGAUGAAGACAACCUGUCUUCAGUGCUGCAUCAGAGAGCAAAGAUGCCCUGGAGGGCCUGUGGCAAGUACCUCAGCGAAGCAGGAAUCCUCCUUCUGCCGCUGCUGGUUCUGUCCCAGCUGCUGAAGCACACGGUCAUGGUGGCCAUCGACUACUGCCUGGCGCGCUGGACCUCGGAUGCCAUUUCUGGGAAGACAGAGCUAGAGCUGAAAAACUGUUCUUACUGUGAGGAUUUCAACCAUUCUCCAUAUUCAAAAGUUUUCAGCAUUCUCUGCUGUCUUGGGAUUGUAUUAUGUCUUGUCACAUCAAUAGCGGUGGAGUGGACUGGCUUGAAAGUCACCAAAAAGCUACACUCUUCUUUACUAAAUAAAAUUAUUUUGGCUCCAAUGAGGUUUUUUGAAACAACACCUCUGGGAAGUAUAUUGAACAGGUUUUCAGCUGACUGCAAUACCAUUGACCAGCACAUUCCAGCUACCUUGGAGUGCUUGAGUCGCUCCACUUUGCUGUGUGUAUCUGCUCUUGCUGUCAUCUCAUACGUCACACCGAUGUUUCUCAUUGCCCUGGUUCCCCUCGCAAUCAUGUGCUACUUCAUCCAGAAGUACUUCCGAGUUGCAUCACGGGACCUGCAGCAGCUGGAUGACAGCACGCAGCUACCAUUACUCUCCCAUUUUUCAGAGACUGUUGAAGGUCUUACCACCAUCCGAGCCUUCAGGUAUGAAGCUAAAUUUCGACAAAAACUUCUUGAAUACACAGAUUCCAACAACAUCGCUUCCCUUUUCCUUACAGCUGCCAAUCGCUGGCUGGAAGUCCGCAUGGAGUACAUUGGAGCAUGUGUGGUACUCAUAGCAGCUGUCACUUCUAUUACCAGUUGCCUGUACAGUAAACUCUCUUCAGGACUUGUAGGCUUGGGACUAACGUAUGCUCUUAUGGUGUCUAACUAUCUGAAUUGGAUGGUUCGUAACCUGGCUGACAUGGAGAUCCAGCUGGGUGCAGUGAAAAGAAUCAAUGGCCUUCUCAAAACAGAAGCUGAAAAUUACGAAGGGCUCCUUUCUUCCUCACAGAUUCCCCAGAACUGGCCAGACAGAGGGGAGAUCCAAAUCCAGAACCUCAGCGUCCGAUAUGACAGCAACUUAAAGCCAGUGCUAAAGCAUGUCAAUGCCCACAUCUCUCCAGGACAAAAGAUUGGGAUCUGCGGCCGAACAGGCAGUGGAAAAUCCUCCUUCUCUCUUGCAUUUUUCAGAAUGGUUGACACUUUUGAGGGAAGGAUUAUCAUUGAUGGUAUAGAUAUCGCUAAGCUCCCCUUACAGACAUUGAGAUCCAGGCUGUCAAUCAUUCUCCAAGAUCCUAUUUUAUUCAGUGGAACCAUCCGGUUUAACUUGGACCCUGAGAAGAAGUGCACUGACAGCAUGCUGUGGGAGGCAUUGGAAAUAGCACAGCUCAAGCAUGUGGUGAAAGCGCUCCCUGGGGGCCUAGAUGCUAUAGUCACAGAAGGGGGUGAAAACUUCAGCCAGGGCCAGAGACAGCUGUUCUGCCUAGCAAGAGCUUUUGUGCGGAAAACAAGCAUCUUCAUCAUGGAUGAAGCCACAGCAUCUAUUGACAUGGCAACAGAGAACAUACUCCAGAAGGUAGUCAUGACUGCGUUUGCUGACCGUACGGUUGUUACAAUAGCACACCGUGUGCACACAAUCCUCAAUGCAGAUUUGGUUAUUGUAAUGAAGAGAGGGGUUAUUUUGGAAUAUGACAAGCCUGAGGUUCUGCUAGAACAAGAAGACAGUGUCUUUGCUUCUUUUGUACAAGCAGAUAAGUAAUAAAAAUAAAUGAAGCAUUUUAAAGUACAAUUGUAUUAUUUUCUACAAAUGUAAAAUACCUGUAAAUAAAUAUUAUUUCAUAAUAAAU
Messenger RNA from Antrostomus carolinensis (chuck-will's-widow), 3364 nucleotides. RefSeq names its product ATP-binding cassette sub-family C member 8. The annotation marks the transcript as partial. The transcript is spliced from 30 exons. The record is from RefSeq and is a predicted model, not a curated record. Gene Ontology annotation, biological process: transmembrane transport. Gene Ontology annotation, molecular function: ABC-type transporter activity; ATP hydrolysis activity; ATP binding. Gene Ontology annotation, cellular component: membrane. Lineage: Eukaryota; Metazoa; Chordata; Aves; Caprimulgiformes; Caprimulgidae.